GAUAUAAUUUAGCUAGCUAUUCAGCUACCCUACUAUAUAGUACAAACUAGUCAGCUAUAUCUUGCAAUGAACAAUUAACUGGUCAGCUACUAAAUCAUUGAUUUCACGCAAAUGGCUAUACAGCCACUCACUUAGCUUACUGGCAAACUUCAUCUAAUGGGGAAACAUCCGGCUACCUUUUGCUAUUUUGCGAAGGCAAUGGCUAAUGUGAGCUAAUUGGCUAUGCUAACUCGUUAGCAAUGCAAUCGUUCUCGUAGCUAUGCUGUUAUUAGCUUGCCAACUUGUCAUCGUCAUAUCAUGAACAGAACAUACUUGAUUGCUAGUAUUUCAACAACGUAUAACUUUGUGCAUCAUGGCUAACCGCACUGGGAAAUACUAGAAUCAGCUGCAAGUUUUUUAUUAGCAGUCCCCAGCGUUAUUAUCUCUUGCUGGCUAGCUUGCAAACUAGCAGGAUACCUACCUCAAAAUAAAUUGUCGUGGUGUAGCCAAUGACUCAUAAAGCGGGAGAAAACUUAGUACAUUACAUUAGCUAGCUAGUUAACUAAUUGUAUAGUGUAGACUUUUUUGCGUGAUGUCCACCAGGUUCAUAUUUUUAAUUUAGCUUCGACAUGCCCUGGCAUCCUCCCACUAUGGACGGACGAAACAUCGAGCGGGAGUCGGCGUGACCCAUACUCUGAAAAAAAAGCUUGUUCUAGAAACAGCAACGGGCCGCUACACCGGUCGUUACUGUAUUCGGUGGCUCAAUGGCUUCAGAAGAUGUUGCGCAGUUGGCCAAUUCAUUGGCUAAGACUCAGGUGGGGGAGGUAGAGCUGAGCUACAAGGGCAGGGGACUCAAGCUGGACAAUGCACAGUCUGUGGAGGAGCUGGUGCAGGAGAUUGAGGCGUUCCAGGGGCUGCAGGCCCUGAGGCUGGAAGGGAACACUGUGGGGGUGGAGGCGGCAAAGGCCAUCGCUAAAGCGCUGGAGAACAAGGGAGACUUUCAGUGCUGCUACUGGAGUGACAUGUUCACGGGCCGCCUGCGCUCCGAAAUCCCUCCUUCUUUGAUCUCCCUGGGCAGUGCGCUGAUCACAGCCGGAGCCCGACUCAGGGUGCUGGACCUGAGUGACAACGCCUUCGGGCCCGAUGGGGUGAAGGGCAUUGAGGCGCUUCUCAAGAGCACCACCUGCCACACACUGCAGGAGCUGCGCCUCAACAACUGCGGCAUGGGCAUUGGCGGGGGCAAGAUCCUAGCUGCAGCCUUGACGGAGUGCCAUAAGCAGUCGAGUGCACAGGGGGCCCCUCUCCAGCUGAAGGUCUUCAUCGCCGGCAGGAACAGGCUGGAGAACGAGGGCGCUACAGCGCUCGCCCACGCCUUCCAGCUGAUGGGCAGUCUGGAGGAGAUCCACAUGCCCCAGAACGGCAUUAACCACCCCGGGGUGACGGCGCUGGCCACCGCUGUGCAGCACAACCUACAGCUCCGGGUCAUCAACCUCAACGACAACACCUUCACCAAGAAAGGAGCUAUCGCCAUGGCGCAGUCUCUGAGACACCUGCGUAACGUCCAGGUGAUCAACUUUGGGGACUGUCUGGUGCGUUCUGAGGGGGCCGCAGCCAUCGCUGAGGCUGUGAAAGUGGGGCUCCCCAUCCUAAAGGAGCUGAACCUGUCGUUCGGGGAGAUCACGGAGGAGGCGGCGCUGGUGGUGGCGCACGCCGUGCAGGACAAAGCCCAUCUGGAGAAACUGGACCUCAACGGUAACUGUCUCGGGGAGGACGGAUGUGAAGCUCUGAAGGAGACCAUGGACAGCAUGAAUAUGGGGGAUCUGCUGGGAUCACUAAGUGAUGAUGAAGGAGAGCCAGAUGACGAUGAAGAUGAUGAUGAAGAAGACGAAGAGGAAGAUGAUGAUGAAGAGGAGGAGGAUGAAGAUGAAGAGGAUGAUGAAGAGAAUGGAGUGAAAGAGGACAGUGAUGGAGAGGAGGGCCCAGCGCAGCCCCUGAGCAUGGUGUCCACCCCAACCCCAUCAAUCAAACCUCAAGACUCCUCCCCUGCCAACGAUGUCUCUUCCUUCCUCUGCUUCCCCUCCCCAGACAAGCUGCUCAACCUGGGGGCCAAGAGAACGCUGCUCAUCGAACAGCAGGUGGACUUGGCAGACGCAGGUAAGACUGCGGAGGCCUUCCUGAAGAUCUCCUCUGUGUACAAGGAGGAGGCCGAGGUGAGGAGAGCCGUGCUGGAGAGCAUAGAUGCUGUGCUGGGGAAAGCCUUCUCCAAUCCCUCCUUCCAGACCUACAGCUUCAUCUCUGCACUGCUGGUGCUGCUGGGACUGAUCAAGAGUGAGGAGAAGGUGAAGCCAGUUCGGGUGGUGCCCGGGCACCUGCUGGCCCUGGACCACGCCGUGCGACAGGACUACUUCCCGCGAGAGCACAUCGCCGUGCUCAACGCCUUCGUUUCGCGGUCCAGUAGGGCCCUGGAAUCCUGCACCAGUGCCAAGAACAGCCUGAAGUCCACACUGGACCGGCUCGGGAACGCGUGCUAAUCUUCAGCUGCCCUUCGGCCUAGGAUGCGCUCCUAAGGACACUGUGCAGAGCUGUCCCGCGCACACGCACACACCGGGUCACACUCCUAUGGACGCUGUACAGAACAGACCUGCACACACACACAUCAGGACGCUCUACUAUGGACACUGUACAGAACAGACUCAUGCUCACCCACACACACAUCAGGACGCUGUCCUAUGGACGCUGUACAGAACAGACUCAUGCUCACCCACACACACAUCAGGACGCUGUCCUAUGGACGCUGUACAGAACAGACUCAUGCUCACACACACUCGCACCAUGUGCUGUGUCAGCUUCUCGGUACUGCUGUUACACCACGUUUGACAGUCGUACCGCUAUACACGCACAGCCCAUGUCGCUGCUGGGGACAGACGGACACUGCUGAGGACAGACGGACACUGCUGAAGACUGUGCAUGACAUUACACGCCCACCAGGUCAAAGAUCAAAAGAACCCGUGAAACUGUGACUGCAGAGCGCCCCCUGUGGCUGCAUUAUGAAAGCGCAGCUUGCAUGUCACCCUGCUGGGUUCUUCCAUUUUUUUCAGCUCCACCUUUUUCUUUUUUGUAGGUAAAGGAAAAAAAUACAAAUAAAAAGUAAACAAGAUGUUUAAAAAAAUGUAAAAGAUUUAAUAAUGAUUGCUAAUUUGAUAUUUCUGGAAAUGAUUAUUUGAUGCACUAACCAUGAGGAAAGAAAUUAGCAGUUUAUUUUUUUAAUGUAUUUAUUUCUGAUAGUUGUGAAAUUGUGAAAUCUAUCUGGGAUGAGACCCUGCCUGCCUUGAAUUACAGAAAGUAACAUUCAAAUUGUCUCUGAACAUCUAGAAAUCCCCAAUGCCCCCCCCCCCCCCCCCCCCACACACACACACACACACCCCUUCGUGAUGUUGGUUUAUCCCAAAGUGCUGGAAUAUCAAACUGCAAUUCUUUCCGAAAGAUUGACUAAAUCCAACUGUUAUUCAAGCAUCCUGUGAUAUAUAAUCCUAAAGGGUAUUCCUUGUGUGAAGAAACAGAGAUAGCCCUAAGAUCUUACGAUUUUUGUGAAGUUGGAGUCAUGAAAAUGUCUGUUUAAGCAUAUAAUUCAACCCAAAAUUUAUUGACCAACUUUCUGUGAGUGGCAUUGUGGAAGACUCAGGAGGCAUGAAUGAAAAAGUAUGCACUUCUCUGCAGUAAGGGGAGGAAGUGUGCACUGCUGCAGGGAGGGAGGAAGUGUGCACUUCUGCAGUGAGGGGCGGAAGUGUGCACUGCUGCAGGGAGGGAGGAAGUGUGCACUGCUGCAGGGUGGGAGGAAGUGUGCACUGCUGCUGGGAGGGAGGAAGUGUGCACUUCUGCAGUGAGGGGCGGAAGUGUGCACUGCUGCAGGGAGGGAGGAAGUGUGCACUGCUGCAGCGAGGUGGAAGUGUGCACUGCUGCAGGUAGGGAGGAAGUGUACACUGCUGCAGGUAGGGAGGAAGUGCACUGCUGCAGGGAGGGGAGGAAGUGUGCACUGCUGCAGGUAGGGAGGAAGUGUACACUGCUGCAGGGAGGUAGGAAGUGUGCACUGCUGCAGGAAGGGGAGGAAGUGUGCACUGCUGCAGGGAGGGAGGAUGUGUGCACUGCUGCAGGGAGGGGAGGAAGUGUGCACUCUAGGUUGGCAUUUAUAUGCUUAAAUUUGCUUUGUUGUGGCACGUUCCCAAUUUCUGCUGCGUGGGUUCAUCUUCAACUGCAUUUGAGAUUUAAAACAAAUCGCUAAUGUUCAGCAAGCUGGGAAUACAGCACUGCUUGGUCCCAUUGCCUUGUGCAUUAUGAUAGGCUGAGGUGUCCUCACAAGGCAACAGAACUGAGGACAGUGGCAGUUCCUAAAUGAAGUGAGACUUAAGAGAAUGCAGACCCAGCAUUACCUAAAAUGGGUCCUCAACAAUAUUUGGGUGAUGGUGCUGUGCUUCUUUGCUUUAUGAAGUCUAGCUAACUUCUUAACACUUAGAUGUGGACUUAGGAGAACGGUCAAAUCAGUGACAUCAGUCCAAGAUGGAGUGUGUUUUUGGAGAAGGGAUAGUCUGGAAAUGAACAGUAGCAGAAGAUUGAGUGUGACAAUGGGGGAUAAAAUGCUUCAGAGCAAACCUUGUAAAUAAUAAAGCAACAUUACUGUGUUGAGCCAUUGAAGUACGUAAGCUUGAGGGUCUGGUUUCUUUGUGUUUUUAUAUUUUUAUGUUAACUGCUGAAUGGUAUUUAGUCAUAGGGCUAUGGAGU
Molecule: messenger RNA, 4755 nt
Organism: Anguilla rostrata (American eel)
Lineage: Eukaryota; Metazoa; Chordata; Actinopteri; Anguilliformes; Anguillidae
Gene: rangap1a
Product: RAN GTPase activating protein 1a
Exons: 18
Coding region: 744-2510 (588 amino acids)
Biological process (GO): signal transduction; activation of GTPase activity; nucleocytoplasmic transport
Cellular component (GO): perinuclear region of cytoplasm; cytosol; nucleus
Molecular function (GO): small GTPase binding; GTPase activator activity
Source: RefSeq, a predicted model, not a curated record